Messenger RNA from Salarias fasciatus (jewelled blenny), 1593 nucleotides. Its product is annotated as amine sulfotransferase-like. NCBI's taxonomy places the organism in Eukaryota, Metazoa, Chordata, Actinopteri, Blenniiformes, Blenniidae. The coding region runs from base 269 to 1117 and encodes 282 amino acids. The transcript has 8 exons. Gene Ontology annotation, molecular function: sulfotransferase activity. The record is from RefSeq and is a predicted model, not a curated record.
GGUGUGGUCACAGCAAACAAAUCAUCUCCCUCUCUAUGAAGCCGGCGCAGACCACAGUGCAGCAUUGGACCGUAAACUACCCAAGGGAUCACCCCGCUGCACCGGUUCCUGGACCACACCCUGCUCACCUUCCCUUCUCAUCCACUCUGGAACAGAAAAGCCUCUUGGAUCCUCCCUCACUGGACAGCUGCACCAGCAUACCCAUCCGAUCUCGCAUCCAGCAGCACAUCCUCGAUCCCACCUCCUUGCCUUUCUCUCCAGAGGCAACAUGGAGAAGGUCACAGAGUUACUCUGCUGCUAUAAAAACUACAACUUCAUUGCUGGUUUGACGACCGCAGAGUUCAUCGAUUCCCUCCAGUCCUUUGAAGUUCGAGACAGCGACAUCUUCCUUGUUACUUAUCCGAAGUCAGGAACCAUCUGGACUCAACAGAUCAUCAUCUCCAUCUGCGAGCUGGACGGAGGACUGAAUGAAUAUCCAAUGAACUGGAAGCAGAUGCCCUGGCUGGAGUACUCGAUGCCUGAGGAAUACAUCAACAGACCGUCUCCUCGACUCUAUACCAGCCACCUCACUCCGGCUCUUUUACCUCCAGGACUGAAGACAAAGAAGGCGAAGGUCAUCUAUGUGAUGCGGAAUCCAAAAGACAAUGUUGUCUCCUACUAUCACUACAGCAGGGCAUGUUCUCACCUGGAAACUCCAACAAGCAUUGAAGCUUUUCUCCAGCAGUACCUGAAGGGAAACGUUGCAGGGUCAUCCUGGUUUGACCAUAUUCGGGACUGGCAUUCCACUAAAGACCAGUACAACAUCCUCUUCCUCAGCUAUGAGGACAUGAUUUUGGACCUGAAAGGAGCAGUGAAAAAGGUCUGCAGCUUCUUGGGGAAAAACCUGAGUGAAGCCGCCGUCGAGCAAGUUGUUGAAAAGGCUACAUUUAAGAACAUGAAGAAAGACCCAAAAGCAAACUAUGAGUUUGUCCCAAAAGUGCGGGUUCAAGGAAACUUUAUGCGCAAAGGUCAAAUCGGUGACUGGAAGAACUUGCUCACUGCUGAACAGAGCCAGGAAGUGGAUCGACUCCUUCAGGAGAAACUGGGCGAAUUGUCUCUGAAGUUCAUCUGGGAAUAAAGUCGCCACAGCAGCUUUAAGGGACGAUGUCUGACUGAAGUCAUGUCUCUGUGAUGUUCACUCAUUUUGGCACCAAUCUGGCUUUCUGAGACUUAGCUCUUUUAGUUUUGUAGUUGCAGCAACCAACAUUUGAUCAAGGCUAUUUUCAAGUGAAAAUGGACAACGUGUGCUUGCUUUUUGGGUGUUGGAGACUCUCAAGAGAAGAGAUGGUCCACUGAAAGUAAAUGACAGAAACAAGGGUCUGUGACAGGUGGUACAGUGGGUCAUCUCUCCAUCAGGAUGUGAUAGGUUUGAUCCCCACUUCCCUCUGCCCACAUGUCAAUUGUUGACAGUGCUAAAGCGAAACCAGAGUGAUAGAAGUAAACGCUCAAGAUCAUAUUAGAAGAUGCAUGCUUAUUAUUUAUGGUUCUUUGAAUUCAAAAUCCCAAAGUUGUUGGCUUUCAUACAACAAAUGUGUAGAAGAUGAGACAUUUAAU